Peromyscus eremicus (cactus mouse) is the source of this 696-nucleotide messenger RNA. It is a transcript of the gene Spmap1, whose product is annotated as sperm microtubule associated protein 1. Bases 38 to 571 code for a protein of 177 amino acids. The transcript is spliced from 3 exons. The record is from RefSeq and is a predicted model, not a curated record. NCBI's taxonomy places the organism in Eukaryota, Metazoa, Chordata, Mammalia, Rodentia, Cricetidae.
GUCUCGGGAGAAACUUGACCUACGUAACAAUGUAACAAUGCUUCUUGAAGUCCCCAUCUGUGCUCUCCUCACCAGAAAGCCUUCAGAGGCUGUGGUGGCUGGGAUGCCUCACUGUUGUGUGUGUCCUCUGCGACUCGAAAAGAGCUUCGUUUUGGAUGGGGUGGCCGUGAGCACAAUGGCUCAGGCCUACGGCCUCACCAGGCCCAAGCUGUGGUCCGCAAUUCCACCUUACAACCCACAACUUGACUACCACACUCAUCGGUACUUCCGAAGCCACGUGGUUCCGCCCAUUUUGCGGAAAACUGAUCAGGAUCAUGGAGGUACAGGAAGGGAUGGCUGGAUAGUGGAUUAUUACCACAUUUUUGGUCAAGGACAGAGAUAUCUGAACAGAAGAAACUGGGCAGGGGCAGGGCAUUCCCUCCAGCAGGUCAGUGGACAUGAUUACUACAAUGCCAAUCCCAAGAAGAUAACUACAGGCUUGAACGGUCGAUUUGGCUACCGCCGAAACACUCCAGCCCUCCGUCAGCGCCCGUCAGUGUUCGGAGAAGUCACCCCAUUCCCUAUUUUCUGAAGACAUUGCUUCACAGGCCUUGACAUGAAUCUCCAAGCAGAUCUUUAGAUGAACUGUCAAUGCUAUUCUAUAUUUUUAAAUUACAUUUGUAAAAACGAAAACGGAAACAAAAACAAAAAGUUAGA